This is a messenger RNA of Hymenoscyphus albidus, 417 nucleotides long. NCBI's taxonomy places the organism in Eukaryota, Fungi, Ascomycota, Leotiomycetes, Helotiales, Helotiaceae. The record is from the annotation of a GenBank genome assembly.
AUGCCUCCAAAGUUGGACCCAGACGUGUUGAAGAGGUAUCUCACACCUCUCCGACAAAAUCCCACAAAAUCAGCCGCCUCCCCCAUGAUAAAUCCCGAAGAGCCCACAAUCGUCAGAAAGUAUCUUGAUUACACCGACCAAGUAUAUCUCAACUUUCUCAGCCGACAACCUCAAAACUCAAACGAGGCUCUCAUAUUUGGGCUGAAGAGACAAGAGGUGGAGGUCCACAAACAGAAAAUUGUGGCGAAGAGUGAAGAACUUGUCAGAGUGAAGGGAGGGCUGAGAAAUGGAAGGGAGUUGAGCGUUGUUUAUGAUUCACUUGUAGUUGAGUUGAAGAAGGAAAUCAGUGCUUAUAAGGCUUGGAUGAGAAGGAUGGUUGAGGGCUUUAUGUUGCUCUAUGGCGAUAAAGCUUGUUGA